AUGUUGCCAUCAAGAAAGUCACAUUGGUCUUCAUACUUUUCAAUCUCACCUUCUGCAUUGGCUUUCAUACUUUUAACACCUUUGCUUCUCAUUUCCUUCAUUGCGUUCGAUUUGGGCCCUCACAAAUCGCUAGCAACGUCGUUUUCUUGGAAGUCGCUAGGGUUUCUAAGCUCGUUCGAAUUCAAUUCAUCUUACAAUACUCAUAACGAUCACGAGAAUAGCAACUUGAACAAGGUCUCCGAUGCUAUAGUAUUGAGAGGCAGAGGCCCAGCACAAUCUAACCUACUAAGAAAAGAGGAGUCGUCGCUGCCAAACCGCGACUUAUCAAAUGCGGAAGCACGAGGAUUUGUGAAUGGUGGGCUACAUAGACGGUAUAGCCGAUUAGAGAAGAAUGAAGCGGUUUUAGCCAAAGCACGACUUUUAAUUAGAGAGGCUGCUACAAAUAGAAGCUUAGUCCCAUCAAUUGUUGAACACGACUCUCACUAUGUGCCUCGUGGACCUAUUUAUCGUAACCCCAACGCGUUUCAUAGGAGCUACAUAGAAAUGGAGAAUGUGUUCAAAGUGUACGUAUACGAAGAAGGGGAAGCUCCGGUGUUCCAUGGCGGGCCUUGCAGGAGCAUAUACUCCUCGGAGGGAAGGUUCAUUCAUGAGAUAGAGAAGGGGGGUCGAUUUCGAACCAAGGAUCCUGAAGAAGCUCAUGUGUAUUUCAUGCCUUUCAGUGUGGUUGCGAUGGUUCAAUAUCUGUACGAACCGGAGUCAUUUGACAUUACUCCCAUUGGCACCACCCUUGUGGAUUAUGUCCAAACCAUCUCCCACAAGCAUCCCUUCUGGAAUCGAAGCCUUGGGGCCGAUCAUUUCAUGCUCUCGUGUCAUGAUUGGGGCCCCCACUCGAGCUCCUACGUCCCGCUCAUGUACAACAACUCGAUCCGAGUUUUAUGCAACGCCAACACGUCCGAGGGGUUCAACCCCCUCAAGGACGUGACCUUGCCCGAGAUAAACCUCAAGACAGGCGAGGUCACGGGCCUCCUUGGCGGGCCGCCAGCAAAGGAGAGGUCCAUCCUGGCCUUCUUCGCGGGUGGCCUACAUGGCCACAUUCGGCACCUCCUCCUCGAGCAAUGGGAGGGGAGAGACGCGGACGUGCGAGUGUAUCAGAAGCUCCCGGACAACCUCAGCUACGAGACAAUGCUGAGGAACAGCAAGUUCUGCCUCUGCCCGAGCGGGUACGAGGUGGCCAGCCCGCGGGUGGUGGAGGCCAUCUACUCGGAGUGCGUCCCGGUGUUGAUCUCGAAGAGCUACGUGCCACCGUUUAGCGACGUGCUGAAAUGGAACAAGUUUGCCGUUGUGAUUGAUGUGGAUGAUAUAGGUAAGAUCAAGGAGAUUUUGUCGGGGAUUUCUGAGGCUAAGUAUUUGAAGAUGCAGCAGAGAGUGAAGCAAGUGCAGAGGCAUUUUGUGGUGAAUCCAACGCCGGAGAGAUUUGAUUUGUUUCAUAUGAUUCUGCACUCUGUUUGGCUUAGGAGAUUGAACUUGAAACUACGUCGUUCUAUCUAGGGUUUUCAUCUUUGAUUGAGCUUCAAAUGUUUGCUUCAGUCUAGAUUUGAGUUUUGAUUAUUUGUGGUAGUGGUGCGGUUCGAGUUCAAAGAAUUUGAAGUGGAGAUACUUAAAGCGAAAAUCUACUUA
Molecule: messenger RNA, 1677 nt
Organism: Salvia hispanica
Lineage: Eukaryota; Viridiplantae; Streptophyta; Magnoliopsida; Lamiales; Lamiaceae
Product: putative glycosyltransferase At5g03795
Molecular function (GO): glycosyltransferase activity
Source: RefSeq, a predicted model, not a curated record